AUGUCUGAAGUUCUUCUUUUGAUCCAUCCAACUGUGGUGACGACUCCACAGCUUGUGGAGCAAACAAAGAAACAGCUCAUAUUAUCAAACCCCGAGGCAGACUUGGUCCAGCAUGUCAUAGAUCGCGUGGCUCUUGGGCAACAAACGUUGGGAUCCAAGCAGUACAAGUUGGUUUACUAUCUUGCGCCUGCCGAGGCCGCUCAGAAUAAGUUCAAUGGUGCUCUGAUUGGACAAUUGUACGAUUCUCUUGUUGAGGGAGGCAAGUUCACCGGUCUGAUACCGGCGGACUCUGCUUUGGACGCGAUUAUGGCCGGUUUCACUAUCAGCGAAGAUGGCCAGACCUGGAUCAAGCCGGACGCUACACAGACAGCUCCUGUUGCUGUGCCCUUGAAGUCGAGGAGCCAGAACAAGUUGCCGGCUAAAAAACUGCCAAUGUUUAAGAAACUCGCCUCGCCACCGGUUUUAACCGAUUCUUCUGAGGGUGACGAGGAGGAGAACGACGCGGCUCAGCAGAGCAAACUGAAGGAGACCAAGCUCGUGUUCUUCGACGACUCGGACUCGGACAACGACGCCAACGAUACAUACAUAGAUGACAACGAGCUGCUCAAGACGUCGGACCUGAAACUGACCGAACCGCUGGUGACCCCAGUGCAGUGCACGACCACCGGAAAGAAGAGACGUCGGGCAUGCAAGGACUGCACGUGUGGAUUGAAGGAGAAAGAGGAGGCAGAGGAGAGAGCACAGCGGUCGGUGCAGGACACCAUCUUGGGCAACAUGGCCCGCUCGGCUACGGACGAGGCCAUCAAAAUUGAGGAGAGAAUACGGGCCAAGCGCGAGGACGCAAGACGCAAGCUGGGCGAGAAGAUCAAGUUCUCGGAAACGGACAUGACGGAGAUCGAUUUCACCAUCGAAGGAAAAACAGGUGGUUGCAACUCGUGUGCGCUCGGAGACGCGUUCCGCUGUGACGGGUGUCCGUACCUGGGGCUGCCCGCAUUCAAGCCGGGCCAGAUGAUCACGCUGGACGCUUUUGGCGAGGACAUUUAA
Ogataea philodendri is the source of this 1044-nucleotide messenger RNA. RefSeq lists its product as uncharacterized. Bases 1 to 1044 code for a protein of 347 amino acids. The transcript has a single exon. Gene Ontology annotation, biological process: iron-sulfur cluster assembly. Gene Ontology annotation, molecular function: iron-sulfur cluster binding. Gene Ontology annotation, cellular component: cytoplasm. The record is from RefSeq and is a predicted model, not a curated record. NCBI's taxonomy places the organism in Eukaryota, Fungi, Ascomycota, Pichiomycetes, Pichiales, Pichiaceae.